This is a messenger RNA of Plasmodium reichenowi, 1965 nucleotides long. RefSeq names its product FAD-dependent glycerol-3-phosphate dehydrogenase, putative. The record is from RefSeq and is a predicted model, not a curated record. Gene Ontology annotation, cellular component: glycerol-3-phosphate dehydrogenase (FAD) complex; mitochondrion. Bases 1 to 1965 code for a protein of 654 amino acids. Gene Ontology annotation, molecular function: glycerol-3-phosphate dehydrogenase (quinone) activity. The transcript has a single exon. Gene Ontology annotation, biological process: glycerol-3-phosphate metabolic process. NCBI's taxonomy places the organism in Eukaryota, Apicomplexa, Aconoidasida, Haemosporida, Plasmodiidae.
AUGAUUAAAAAAGUUGCUAUUUGUAGUGGGACCUUGGGUAUUUUAUCCUAUGGAGGGUUUUAUUUUUUAAAAAUAAAUUUUCAAAAGAAUAUGAUAGAUAAAGAUGUGACAUAUAAAUAUAGGCCUUGUAUAAAAAGAAACGAAAUGAUUAAGAAGCUACAAGAAAAUCAAUAUGAUUUAUUAAUAAUAGGAGGAGGAGCUACAGGUGCUGGUUUGGCCUUAGAUGCAGCUACAAGAGGAUUAAAAUGUGCUUUAGUAGAAAAGAAUGAUUUUUCAAGUGGUACCUCUUCUAAGUCUACUAAAUUAUUACAUGGUGGUAUAAGAUAUUUAGAAAAUGCAGUAAAUAAUUUAGAUUUUACAGAAUUAUAUUUUGUAUGGGAAGCAUUAGCAGAAAGAGCACAUACAAUGAAAAUAGCACCAUAUUUAUCAAGACCAGUAUCUAUUUUAAUGCCUAUAUAUAAAUAUUGGCAAGUACCUUAUUUUUCUUAUAAUAUUAAGAUAUAUGAUUUAUUAGCUGAUCUUGUUUGUUAUUUUGAUAAGGGUGUACCUAAUUCUUUAUAUAUUAGAAAAUCGAAUACUAUCGAUAAUUUUCCAUUAUUAAGAAAAGAUAAAUUGAAAGGAUCUUUAAUUUAUUUUGAUGGGCAACACGAUGAUAGUAGAAUGAAUUUAAAUUUAAUAUUGACUAGUGCUAUUGAUGAUUAUGUACCUGGACAAAUAGGAGCUACUGUAUGUAAUCAUAUGGAAGUUAAAAAUUUUAUAAAAGAUGAAAAUAAUAAACUUGUUGGUGUACGUGCCAUAGAUAAAAUUAAUGAUAAAGAAAUUGAAAUAUUCUCUAAGGUUAUUAUUAAUGCUACUGGUCCAUAUGGUGAUAUCAUACGUAAACUAGCCGAUGAAAAUAGAAAACCCAUGAUACAAGUUUCUGUUGGAUGCCAUUUCAUAUUACCAAAAUGGUAUUCUACAAAAAAUAAUGGAAUGAUAAUACCUAAAACUAGUGAUGAUAGGGUACUUUUCUUACUACCCUGGGAAAAUAAUACUUUAGUAGGUACUACUGAUGAAAAAAGAAUAAUGCAAGAUGAUCCGAAGAUACAAGAAAAGGAUAUCGAAUUCUUAACAAAUGAACUAUCUAAAUAUAUUCAUGUAAGUGCAGAAGAAAUUAAAAAUGAUAUAACCGCUGCAUGGUGUGGUUUUAGACCUCUAAUUUCAAAAAAUAAUAAUAAAAAAAGUAAAUUUUCUUCAAACAAAAAGAAAAAUAAUAACAACAAUAUUAAUAGUAGUAGUAGUAGUAAUAAUAACAAUUUUGAUGAUGAACAAAAUAAUAAUAAUAAUAAUAAUAUAGGUACACAUGAAAUAUCAAGAAGUCAUGAAAUUAUAGAAGAUGAUAAUGGUCUUAUCAGUAUAUUAGGUGGCAAAUGGACUAUAUAUAGAAAAAUGGCACAAGACACCUUAGAUUAUAUUUUAUGUAAAUAUCCAAAUGAACUAAAAACAAAAUAUAAUUGUCGAACUAAGUUUUUAAAACUUAUAGGUUGUCAUGAUAAAUAUGGUAUCUUUAAUGAAGAUGAUUUAACUUUUGGUUGUAGUAAAUUAAGUAAAACACUUGUUAAUAAAUAUCCACAAAUAGAUUUUCAAACAGCAAAUCAUUUAGUUUCUAAUUAUGGUUAUUUAUCGGAAAAUGUAUGUGAACUAGCCAAAGAAUUAAAUAUGUUCAAUAAAAUAGAUUCUACCAAACCAUAUAUAGAAGCUGAAAUUAUUUAUGCAACCAGAUAUGAAUUUGCUAAUACCAUAUCAGAUAUUAUUGGAAGAAGAUUCAGAUUAGGUUUUAUUGAUUCUCAAGUAUCCAAUAAAGUUAUUGAUAAAAUAGCUCAACUAUUGAAAAAUGAAUUAACAUGGAAUACCGAACAACUUAAUAAAAAUGUAAAAGAAGCUAAAGAUUACAUAAACUCUUUAUCCCUAAAAGAUACGCCAUAA